Vicia villosa (hairy vetch) is the source of this 1782-nucleotide messenger RNA. RefSeq names its product GATA transcription factor 11-like. Gene Ontology annotation, biological process: regulation of DNA-templated transcription. Gene Ontology annotation, molecular function: zinc ion binding; sequence-specific DNA binding. Lineage: Eukaryota; Viridiplantae; Streptophyta; Magnoliopsida; Fabales; Fabaceae. The record is from RefSeq and is a predicted model, not a curated record. The coding region runs from base 184 to 1161 and encodes 325 amino acids. The transcript has 3 exons.
UUCACAUAGUAGCAGCGCCAGCCAUGGAGAAAAACAAAACCUAAUUUACCAAACUCUCACACAAACAUUUUCCUUUCUUUUCUCCAUUUCUAACAUCUUUCCUCUCUCUCUUCUCUCAAUUUCCUCUCCAGAUUCUCCUCCAAUUCACUGCAAUGUACUCAAUUUCAUCACUCAUCCACUACUAUGCCUGAGGAUAUUCCUAACAUGAAGGACUCUUGGUUUUUUGACAAGAAUUUUAAUGGGUUGUCGGAUGAGAUUUUCGACGAGCUUCAUUUUUUCGAUUUUCCGUUAGAAGAUGUUGAGACUAAUCCUGUUGAAGAAGAUUGGAGUGCUCGAUUUCAAAGCAUUGAUGAGCCGUGUUUUGAUGCUUUUUCAGUGACACCAGUGGGAUUGUGUGGCAAAACUAAAAAUGAAAAUCCCCAAGUUGGGAAUGGCUUCUCUGCUGCUCCUUGUAACGAAAUUUCCUCAAUAAAAGAAGUGGCAAAGACUGUUGAACCAACAUAUGGAAAAACUAUUCCCAACCAGGAUGCCUUAUAUGGAAAAACUAUACCCAACCAGGAUGCCUCUUUCUAUGAAAAGAAAGUUUUGCUUCAAUACAGCCCAGUUUCUGUUUUCGAAGGCAGUAGUGGUGCUUCCUCAGUUGAGAAUUCCACCUUUGACCUGCCCGUCUUCCCAGUAAAGCGCCCUCGAAGUAAACGCCGGCGUCCCUCAAAGUCAAAUCCUGUAUUUUCAUUUUCUUUCAUACCUAAUUCACCGACAUUGCAAAAACAUUAUAAAACACCUGUCUCUAAGAAACAGAGAAAAAAGGACGUCUACGUGCCCUCAGGCGAUGCUGAUACGGGAUCUCAAGAGUCAGUUACCUUCAGAAAAUGCACGCAUUGCGAGAUCACAAAGACUCCACAAUGGAGAGAGGGACCCAACGGUCCCAAAACGCUCUGCAAUGCUUGUGGUGUUCGGUACAGGUCUGGCCGCCUCUAUCCCGAAUACCGUCCAGCAAACAGCCCCACUUUUGUAGAAUCAGUUCACUCAAACUGUCACAAGAAGGUUCUCGAGAUGCGAGGCGGCGGUGUCAUCAAAGGAGGUGCUAGAAGCUGUUCUACGUCGCUGCCAUCAACUCUUCCUGGAAACUCGGUAGGACAGCAUUAUCAUGGAACUUAUUGAAGACCAAAUGGUACUAUACUAGUACCAGACAUGAUCCUAUUUUGUCUAUUGUUAUAUUACUUAGCAACAUUUGUUAAAUUAAUGUAAAUUGAUUGUUAAAAUAAACUAGUAGUUGCAGCAGAUCAGUGAUUAGUCCUUUUGUUAGGCAUUGAGGAAACAAUGUGUUGAAAAGUUGGAGAGGUUGAGAAAGGUAUGUUAAUGUAGAAAUGUCUAAUUGGAUGGAUGGCAUGACAUGGCAUGUCAUGGCAUGACAUGGAAGUAAGGUUAUUUAUAUUAUGGCUGAAGUAGAGACAGGAAUCCUUUGCAUUACUUGCUGCAUGUGCUAUGAGGACAUGAAGUCAAAGGCAAGGACAAUGUCUCACAUGUAUUGUAACAUGGCACAGAGAAAUUAUAGUGGAAAAGCACAUGCAUUGCUAUUCCAUAUGCUGGAAUAAUGUCUUUCCAGAUUACAGAUAGCUUCAACUUGGGUUUUGUUAUUUACCCUUUAUAAACAGAUUAUUAGAAUUUGUAUUUUAGUUUGAACUAUAGUUCGUUUUACAAGGAUAUUAUCUGUAUUUUUGUUAUGAUUUUAAUGUGUAUUUUGUACUUUAUAUUUUAUACAUUUUUAAUAUUUUUUGUUUU